Messenger RNA from Prorocentrum cordatum, 598 nucleotides. The record is from the annotation of a GenBank genome assembly. Lineage: Eukaryota; Dinophyceae; Prorocentrales; Prorocentraceae.
GGCGAGAAGCACAAGCACAAGGAGAAGAAGAGGACGCAAAGAGGAUUUAGAAGUAGAGGCGCUCAAGAAGCAGAAGUCGACAGAUGUCGCGGCUGCUGAAAAAGCUAAGGAGAAAGAGAAGAAGGACAAGGAGAAGAAAAAGGACAAGGAGAAGAAAAAGGACAAGGAAGACAGAGACAGGGCGAAGAAGGAUGCGCCAACGAAAGAGCAGCCUGCCCCCGAGGCCGCCGCAGCGGACCAGGCGGCGAGCAAGAAGACACCCGGCAGCGCUCAGGCCCCCGAGGAACCGCCGGAGAAAAAGCUGAAGGCCUGGCAGGACGACGAGCUGGAGGUGGACGAGGACGCCCAGGAGAGGCGGGCUCGAAGCUGCGGGCGCUGUCCUCCGUGGCGCAGCGGAGCUCCGGGCCCGCGGCUUCCUCCGGGGCCCGCUGCCCAGAGGGAUCGUGGUCGGAGGCCCGCAGGGAGGUCGGGCGUGCCGCACGAGCCGCUAGAGGUCUUUAGGUUUGAUCCCCCCCCUUUUUAUCUCGGCGGUUCACAGGACUGGUCCUAAAACCUUCUCCUCCUCUCUCCUCCUUUUCCUUCCUCUUCCUCCUCCUCC